Messenger RNA from Hevea brasiliensis (rubber tree), 1871 nucleotides. Its product is annotated as phospholipid:diacylglycerol acyltransferase 1-like. Gene Ontology annotation, cellular component: cytoplasm. The record is from RefSeq and is a predicted model, not a curated record. Lineage: Eukaryota; Viridiplantae; Streptophyta; Magnoliopsida; Malpighiales; Euphorbiaceae. The transcript is spliced from 6 exons. The coding region runs from base 1 to 1560 and encodes 519 amino acids. Gene Ontology annotation, biological process: lipid metabolic process.
AUGGCGGCGGCGGUGAUAGAGAGUUGCAUGGGAGGAGACCCUUUGUGGGUGUUCUUGUGGGCUGUCAAAGAAAAGCACCGAACAACAGAACAAUUGAGAGAGAGAGAGGGGUCUUGGUGGUGGACAGUUUCAUGGUUGGAGACAUGCCCAAUUUCUUCCCUGCACCUAAAUUCCUUGCUUCUACUUGACUUACCAGAUCCCAAAGUUGAUCAGGUAAGGGACCAAACUCUGAGCCGGAUAAAAAGUAAUAUAGAACUCAUGGUGGCUACAAAUGGUUGGAGAAAGGUGGUUGUUAUUCCACAUUCAAUGGGUGUUCUGUACUUUCUGCAUUUCAUGAAAUGGGUUGAGGCACCUGCUCCAAUGUGCGGUGGGGGUGGAACAGAUUGGUGUGCUAAGCAUAUAAAGGCAGUGAUGAAUAUUAGUGGCCCCUGUUUAGGCGUGCCAAAAGCAGUCUCAGGAUUUUUCUCUAAUGAAGCCAGGGAUAUUGCUGCAGCCAGGGCUUACGCUCCGGGUUUUUUGGAUAAGGAUGUUUUUGGUCUUCAAACUCUGCAACAUUUAAUGCGGAUGACUCGUACAUGGGAUUCAACCAUGUCUAUGAUACCAAAAGGUGGGGAUACAAUCUGGGGUGGCCUUGAUUGGUCACCCGAAGGAAUCGACAAUUGUGGUGCAAAGAAGCCAAAAGACAAUAGUACACACACUGCAAUUCCAAAUGGGAAAGAGGCAUCAAGUUUCACGGAUGGUGUGAACUAUGGGAGAAUUAUAUCGUCUGGGAAAGGUGUUGCUGAGCUUCAUUCCUCCAAAAUUGAGAGGAUUGAUUUCAGGGAUGCUGUUAAUUUUAAUAACCCUGCAAACAACUGUGACACCUGGACAGAGUACCAAGAAAUGGGUGUCGGGCAUAUUAAAGCUGUUGUGGACUACAAAGUAUCCACAGAUGGAUCAGUUUUGGAUCUGCAUUAUUUUGUUGCUCCCAAGCUUAUGAAACGUGAAGGUGCUCAUUUUUCACAUGGGAUUGCAGAUGAUUUGGAUGAUCCUAAAUACAAACACUGUAAAUAUUGGUCGACCCCCUUAGAAACAAGAUUACCGAAUACUCCUGAGAUGGAGAUAUAUUCUAUGUAUGGAGUUGGAAUGCCCACUGAAAGAGCAUAUGUUUACAAGCUAGCUUCUACUACUGAAUGCUCACUUCCGUUUCAGAUAGAUACCUCGGCAACUGGUGGAAUUGAGAACUCUUGUCUGAAAGAUGGAGUUUUUUCCGUUGAUGGAGACGGGACAGUUCCUGUUUUGAGUGCUGGUUUUAUGUGUGCAAAGGGUUGGCGAGGCAAAACACGAUUCAAUCCUUCAGGCAUUCAUACUUACAUAAGGGAAUAUAAUUAUGCCCCUCCAGCUAAUCUUCUAGAAGGCCGAGGCACCCCAAGUGGUGCUCAUGUUGAUAUACUGGGGAACUUUGCACUAAUAGAGGACAUUAUAAGGGUUGCAGCAGGAGCUACGGGAGAGGACUUGGGAGGAGACCAAAUUCACUUCGAUAUUUUCAAAUGGUCUGAAAAGAUCAACUUGCAUCUAUAGUUCAUAAGGUGAGCACUGAAAACUGGUUUAUAUGUUAUCUAUGAAUGAAGUGGAGUACUGAUUCAGUUGAUGCAUUAUUUGCCGUGGAUUUUUAAAUAUACUAUUUGUUCUACUUGUUUUAGUACUCUGUUAAUAAUAAAACUGGCCUGAGACUAGGUAGAAUUGGAUCAUUUGUCAUCCAAGUUGCCUUUCUACUUUGUCAUAUGAAGUUGCAGUUAUCUAUAUGCAUUGCAAUUUUCUUAAUGGCCUGGCCUCACUGUAGUCACACGUAUUGAUUGGCAGCAGAAAUCAUGCCUACUUCCGCCCUUGCA